ACAUGCUUCCAUGUUGCAAAAUGUUAAUAUGAAAGUGUCCAGUGAAGGGUAUUCGUGGGUGAAGUCCCUGACGAGGCGUGUGGAUAGAUGCAAUGUGGCGAGCAAUGGCAACCUGCGCACACCAUUUAACCUGUUGGAUCUGGGAAGGUGCACCAUAGCUUGCCUCCCCAGCCAGCACCCGCCUCCCUUCUCGUCCAGCACCCUCGAAAGGUACAAGCCACACACCUUCCCGAUGAAGCCCACCCAGUGCAGUAACCUCGCCAUGUCCCCCGGUCUCGUGGUUCUCCUGACGCUGGUUCUUGUCUCGGCCGCGCCCUCGCCCUCACAAGGGAAACGUUUUGACUGCAGGAUGUUCUGUCGGUCCACGGGUUUCCGAGGUUCAGUGGGCGGCUGUCGGUGCUCCUUCACGCUCUUCACCGCCAAGCGUUCAAUCAGGGACCCAGAGGAAACCAUGCUAGAGGCUGCCGCAAAUAACGCACGCUAUUUUACCCUCGCCGAUCUUGUGAGGAUGACACAGAACGCACCUUCCACCUAUGCUGACGGACAAAUCGCCUAUGCCAGCGACGACGACUACAACCCUGAGAGUCACGAGCUGCCCAGGAACCACCCCGUGCGUCUCAUGGACAGGACGAAGAACACCAGCGCCGAGGAAUCCACCGGCAGGGUUGGAAGGUCCCUCUCAGAUUCCUUCUUAAAGCGGCGAGAGUUCGAACAGGAUUUGGACAACGGCGACACCAGCGACUUCCUGCGGCGGCCAUAUUAAGCUGCUGAUUCUUGUCCUUUUUCAUUUCUCCUUUCUUCCAUCUUUGUUUUCGCUACUUUUCUGUCCUCCCGACACGCGACACUAGUUUCUGUUGCGGCGCUGCAGUCACGCGGACGGACGCGGAUCAUCCUUCUUUCAUUCUUUUCUCAGGGUCUCAAAAAUUAUUCCUUACAUGAUACGUCUCUUUCACGUCACCUGGAUUCAGGUCAACAUGAUUACUUUAUAAGAAAUCAAUGUCUUUCUUCUUCCCUAAUAUGUGAAAAAAGGCAACUGUGUUUCUAAAUUAUUAUUUCUUUUAUUCUUUUGAACAAUUCCGUCUGUUUGUCUGUCUUAUUUUGUCUGUGGCAUUCUCUCCUCAGGCUCUUGACUCUCUCUCUCUCUCUCUCUCUCUCUCUCUCUCUCUCUCUCUCUCUCUCUCUCUCUCUCUAGUCGCUCACUCGAUAAAGACAUCAUAAAGACUUGAUAAUGAUAAAGACAAUCACCCUUACUUUGGUCCCACGCCAAAUGACAAUCUUUAAUCUUAAGUCAAAUCUAUGGUAUUUUAUUUACUAUAUAUAUUUUUUUCUGUUUUAUUCUGAUAUAUAGUCUAUUAUUUAUCUCUAGCGGUAGACGUAGAACCCUUGACUAUUGAGGCUGGACUAUAUGUAUGUCUAUGUGUGAGAAAAGACAUGUUUGUCUCCGUGUAUGUAUUCCUGUGUAUACACAUAUGGUGCAUACACACUGCGGGCAAUAUACACACAUACACACACAUAUAUUAAUACAAUGUGCUUAUAUUACAUAGCUGGAGUAUAUCAUAUCAAUAUAUAUUUUUGACUAUAUCUUAUACGUAAUCUGUUUAACUUGUCUCCAUUGGACCUGAGCACUUUCUUUCCCACGUCUCCAGGGAAGUAGACAGUGUUAUACAUGAGUAGAUUGAUAAGGACGAGUCUCAGAGAAGACCCAUGCAUGACCUGACCCUAACGAGCUCAACUAUCGUGAAGCAAGAACCACUAUGUUAUGUGAACUUUUAUUAUUAUUAUUAUUAUUAUUAUUAUUAUUAUUAUUAUUAUUAUUAUUAUUAUUAUUAUUAUGAUCCUCUUUCGGUUUUUGAUCACCGGUGCAUUUGUAACAUUGAUGAAACGUUGACUUUUCUCCCCCACAACGAGCUGCUAUUACCAUUACAUACAGUAUCUUUGCGUUAUCUAUUGGACAAUCUAAUAAAAAUAACAUCAAGACC
Molecule: messenger RNA, 1979 nt
Organism: Portunus trituberculatus (swimming crab)
Lineage: Eukaryota; Metazoa; Arthropoda; Malacostraca; Decapoda; Portunidae
Exons: 3
Coding region: 11-763 (250 amino acids)
Source: RefSeq, a predicted model, not a curated record